AUGGCUUUACGUGGCUUAAAAGUUUUGGAGCUUUCCGGUUUGGCACCUGGUCCAUUUUGUGGUAUGUUACUUUCAGAUUUUGGUGCGAAUGUGAUCAGAAUCGAUCGUUCAAAUGAUCAAAAUAUUGCAAAACUUGAUCGUCUAUCACGUGGUAAAAGAUCCAUAUCAAUUGAUUUAAAGGUACCAUCUGGAAUUGAUAUAUUUCGACGUUUAUCAAAAUCAGCUGAUGUUCUGAUAGAACCGUUUCGUCCUGGCGUAAUGGAAAAAUUAGGUCUUGGUCCUACCGUACUUAUUCAUGAGGAUAAUAAACGUUUGAUUUAUGCAAGACUAUCGGGCUAUGGUCAAAAUGAUUCUAACAGUAAAUUAUCCUUGAAAGCAGGUCACGAUAUUAACUAUCUAUCAAUAAGUGGUGUAUUAUCAAUGUUAGGAAGAAAAAAUUCAAAACCGCAUGCUCCACUAAAUGUAAUAGCUGAUUUUGCUGGUGGCGGCUUGCUGUGUGCCUAUGCUAUUAUGGCCGCAUUAUAUAAUCGUGAACAAACAGGAGAGGGACAAAUACUUGAUUUAUCCUUAGCUGAAGGUUCUGCAUAUGUCAGUUCAUGGUUGUAUACUUCGCGUGAUAUUCCAUUUGUAUGGUUCAGUGAGAAACAAGGGGAAAAUUUACUGGAUGGUGGUGCUCAUUUUUAUGAUACUUAUGAAACAAAAGAUGGAAAAUAUAUGGCUGUUGGCUCAUUGGAAAAAGAUUUUUAUAGUGACUUAUUAAUUGGACUUGGUUUGAAUCCUAAAGAUGAAUCAAACAGUCAAUUUAAUAUCAAUGAAAUGACAAUGAAAUUUGAGAAAAUAUUUUUAGAAAAAACACAACAAGAAUGGAUUGAGAUAUUCGAUAAACUGGACGCUUGUUGUACGCCUGUUCUUAAUUGGACUCAAGCACACGAACAUGAACAUAAUAAAAAGCGAAAAAAUUUCAUAUCAUCACCGACUAAUAAUACACACGUGCCAAAACCAGUACCAAACUUUUCUUUGACACCAUCACACAUCAAUUUGAAUUUACCCUAUUCUGGUCAACAUACUGUUGAUAUCCUUGCAGAAAUUGGUUAUAGUUCGACCGAAAUAGAACAAUUUCUGGAACAACAUGUUGUUCAUAAAACAGAAAAAAAACUUAAAGCAAAACUGUAA
Didymodactylos carnosus is the source of this 1173-nucleotide messenger RNA. The record is from the annotation of a GenBank genome assembly. NCBI's taxonomy places the organism in Eukaryota, Metazoa, Rotifera, Eurotatoria, Philodinida, Philodinidae.